Molecule: messenger RNA, 1274 nt
Organism: Lactuca virosa
Lineage: Eukaryota; Viridiplantae; Streptophyta; Magnoliopsida; Asterales; Asteraceae
Source: the annotation of a GenBank genome assembly
AAAAUAAUUUCUUUAAAAAAUAUCUCCUCAAAACCAAAAUAAUCUAAUGGAACCGGGUGACCAUGGUCGAGGCUUUUACUACCACCACCAACAACCACCACCACCACAGCACCACCCUCACCCUCACCCUCACCAACAACCACCUUCUCAACCUCCAGCAGCCACCGGCAAUGGGAUCUUACCAAAUACUAGCACAGAUACACGAUCCAGUCAAACGCUAUAUCCUCACAACUCUAUCCCAUCUGCCGUCUCUUCUCCAUUACAGACCGGCGUACGGAGGAAGAGAGGGAGACCCAGAAAGUAUAGCACGCCGGAGCAAGCUGCUGCUGCUAAGAGAUUCUCCUCCUUGUCUUCUCCAACCUCAACUAGCAAAAAAGACACAUCUCAGACUGUUGGGGGCUCCUCAACAACCACUUCUUCUUCUUCCAAGAAACCUUCUCUUGGGAAUGCUGGGCAAGGUUUUACACCUUACAUGAUAACAGUGACAGCUGGCGAGGAUGUUAGCUACAAAAUCAUGUCAUUUAUGCAACAAAGCAAGCAAGAGAUAUGUGUGAUAUCAGCAUCUGGUGUGAUCUCUAAUGCAACUCUACAUCAGCCAGCCACAUCUGGUGGCAACAUUACUUAUGAGGGUCGUUUUGACAUUAUAUCACUAUGUGGAUCUUAUGUGCGUGCUGAUUUUGAAAGCAGGAGUGGUGGAUUAAGUAUCUGUUUGUGUAGUAAUGAUGGACAAAUCAUAGGAGGUGGUGUUGAUGGACCUUUGAUAGCUGCGGGCCCCGUGCAGGUAAUUGUUGGUGCAUUUGUUAUAAGCAGUAAGAACACUGCUGCUGCUGCUGCUGUUACAAAAGAGGAUGCUUCAGCCUUCCCAUUGGCAACUGAUUCCUCUGCAAUGAUUGGCAACUUGAAUAAUCAUCAAAACAGUGACAAGUAUCCAUUCAUCAUCCAAAAUGCAACCACCCCUUUGCCCUCUCCUCGAUUAUCUGACUGGAGGAGUAACAAUGAUUCAAGAAACACUUCUGGUUUUAAUCUGUCAGGAAGAGUGAAUCAUGGAGAAAACCCUUCUCCAAAUGAAGAUAUUUAUCAAUUCCGUGAUUGACUACUUAAUCAAGAAACUGGUUGAAUCACUGUAUAGUUUACCCCUGGCCCUUGAUUUGUAUUUGGUUAUAAUGAUAAUGGUAUGCUCGGUUAGAUUUUGAUGGGAUUUGCUUAUGUAUUUUCAUUGCAGUAAGUAGUAUUCUUGGGACUGGUUACAGAUGCACACAAUGUAUUUAAUGGAU